ACUAUAUUUCCUAGGUCAAAUAGAAAAUAUCUAAAUGAAAACACAAACAGGAAGUGAGAGAGAAAUUUUCGGAUAAUGAGUACCGUCUUCCCUAUUUAAAAGCCUUGCUUAGAACGAUCAUCAUCAGAGAACCUACCUGAAGGUUCACCAGAACCCCAUCUCAGCCAGCCCAGCAGCAGCCACAUCUUCCCCAUGGCCUUCAUGCUCUCUCUACUGAUGGCCCUGGUGCUGGUCAGCUAUGGCCCAGAAGGAUCUCUGGGUUGUUACCUGUCUCAGAGACACAUGCUGGAUGCCAGGGAGAACCUCAGGCUCCUGGCCCAAAUGAACAGACUCUCCCCUCAUUCCUGUCUGCAGGACAGAAAAGACUUUGGUCUUCCUCAGGAGAUGGUGGAGGGCGACCAGCUCCAGAAGGAUCAGGCUAUCUCUGUGCUCCACGAGAUGCUCCAGCAGUGCUUCAACCUCUUCCACACAGAGCGCUCGUCUGCUGUCUGGAACACCACCCUCCUGGAGCAGCUCCACAUUGGACUCCAACAGCAGCUGGAGGACCUGGACGCCUGCCUGGGCCCGGUGAUGGGAGAGAAAGACUCUGACCUGGGAAGGAUGGGCCCCAUUCUGACCGUGAAGAAGUACUUCCAGGGCAUCCAUGUCUUCCUGAAAGAGAACGAAUAUAGCGACUGUGCCUGGGAAAUCGUCAGAGUGGAGAUGAUUAGAGCCCUCUCUUCAUCAACCACCUUGCAAAAAAGGUUAAGAAAGAUGGGUGGAGAUCUGAACUCACCUUGAGAUGACUCUUGCCAGCUAAGAUGCCAAAUCACCCUGGUACACUCACCUGGGUUCAUUUCAGAAGACUCUGAUUUCUGCUUCAGCCACUGAAUUCAUUGAAUUACUUUAGCCGAUACUUUGUCAGCAGUAAUAAGCAAGUAGAUAUAAAAGUAUUCAGCUGUAGGGGCAUGAGUCCUUAAGUGUUGCCUCCCCUGAUGUUACCUAUUCCUGAUUUAUGUAUUCCUUCUUGCAUCUAACAUACUUAAAAUAUUAGGAAAUUUGUAAAGUUACAUUUCAUUUGUACAUCUAUUAAAAUUUCUAAAACAUGUUUA
This is a messenger RNA of Bubalus bubalis (water buffalo), 1091 nucleotides long. Its product is annotated as interferon tau-1. The record is from RefSeq and is a predicted model, not a curated record. Gene Ontology annotation, cellular component: extracellular region. The coding region runs from base 193 to 780 and encodes 195 amino acids. Gene Ontology annotation, biological process: positive regulation of peptidyl-serine phosphorylation of STAT protein; adaptive immune response; B cell proliferation. The transcript has a single exon. Lineage: Eukaryota; Metazoa; Chordata; Mammalia; Artiodactyla; Bovidae. Gene Ontology annotation, molecular function: cytokine activity; type I interferon receptor binding.